Mollisia scopiformis is the source of this 723-nucleotide messenger RNA. RefSeq lists its product as uncharacterized. NCBI's taxonomy places the organism in Eukaryota, Fungi, Ascomycota, Leotiomycetes, Helotiales, Mollisiaceae. The transcript has a single exon. The annotation marks the transcript as partial. The record is from RefSeq and is a predicted model, not a curated record.
AUGAAGGGCCCGCAGGUAGAUCAACUCGUAUUCGAGUGCAUGUUCCCCAAGCCCAAAUCCACCGAACCGCAGAACUUUCAGCAGCUUCUCCAGCGAAAUCUAGUCCCAGAAGUGCGACUCGAGACGCAAGCUUUCUACGGCCAUUUGUCCUCGCAGGAAGCUAAGUAUCCGGGUCUCGAUUACUCGUAUCAACCUCACCGCGUCCGCCUGUCGCGAUAUACAUGGCAUCGACGACUCUUCCGCGCGUUCGAUAACUUGGGACUGACGAAGUCUGAGAUUGCGAGCUUGACGAAGUGGGAGGGCACACGAUGGGCAAAGGAGCGGUUCGAGAGGGAGCAGGGAAUCGUUAUUCGAGAUACGACUUCUGAUGGGAUCGAGGAUUGGGUUCCUCCCGAAUUACGCAUACCUCUUGCUCCACACGCCCAACGCGCAGAUAUUGAGGAAAUGGAAGAUAUUCAGGGAGAUGGAGAGACGGAAGAGAACGAUAAUGAGAAUGAUAUGGAGGAAGAUGGGGAAGAAUCUGACGCGGAAAUUACAAGCGUGGGCGUUGAGUUGAACGAGAGAUUGCGAGCGGCAGUGGCACAACGAGAGGCUGGGAAUACAACAAUUCCCAUAGACGAGGAGUGGGAGCAAUGGUUGAAAGAUGCUGUUGAGGCAGGAAGUCUGCCAUACCUUCCUUCAGAUCUCUCACCAAAUGCCAAUAUUCCAGGAACACGACCCGCG